Molecule: messenger RNA, 1302 nt
Organism: Lolium rigidum
Lineage: Eukaryota; Viridiplantae; Streptophyta; Magnoliopsida; Poales; Poaceae
Product: probable serine/threonine-protein kinase DDB_G0278901
Exons: 3
Coding region: 1-1302 (433 amino acids)
Biological process (GO): protein phosphorylation
Molecular function (GO): ATP binding; protein kinase activity
Source: RefSeq, a predicted model, not a curated record
AUGGCCAGCUUCCUCCGUGCGCGGUACUAUGACAGGUGCGGCGAUACGACCACCAUCCUCCUCAAGCCUAACGCUGGGGACGAUGUCUUUCGAUGCUUGUUCGCGUCCCCAAUUCCAAUUGCGUCCACUCGCAAACAAGAAGCAGACCACAAGCCAUUCUUGCGGCGGCUGCAAGAAUGGGGGUCAGGGAGUGGACGCGGGGACCGACGAUCGGCAGGGGCUCCUCGGCCACCGUCUCGCAAGAAUGGGGGUCAGGGAGUGGACGCGCACGCCGCAGGGGUCACGCACUACGACGUCAAGGCCCGGAACGUGCUCAUAGGCGCCGACGGCCGCGCCAUGAUCGCCGACUUCGGGUGCGCGCGGCGGACAGGCAGCAUUGCCGGCCACAGGGUGACUGGCACGCCAGCGUUCAUGGCGCCCGAGGCCGCGCGGGGCGAGGCGCAGGGUCCGGCCGUGGACAUUUGGGCUCUGGGCUGCACGGUCAUCGAGAUGGCCACCGGCGCCGCGCCGUGGCAGCGGUUCGCCAGCACCGUGGCGACGCUGCACCACGUCGCAUUCUCGGGCGAGUCGCCGGAGCUGCCCUGCUGGCUGUCUGACCAAGGCAAGGAUUUCCUGGGCAGGUGCCUGCUGCAGGACGCCGCGGAGCGGUGGACGGCGGAACAGCUGCUCGACCACGAGUUCGUGGUCGCCGCCGCCGUGUCGUCUUCCAGCUCCGUGCCGGGGAUCGCCGAGAAGGGGAUGUUCGUGUCUCCCAAGAGCGUGCUCGACCAGGCAUUGUGGGAGGACGACGACGACACGACUGCGGACACCGCUACCGCUGGUCCUAUCGGCAGAGUCCGCGCCCUGGCCGCCGGCGCGCCGGACUGGACCUGGGACGCGAGCUGGAUCACCGUCCAUUCCUCCGGUACCAGCGGUGACGAUGACAACCCCGCAAUGUCGCCGGACACGGAUGCUGACAGCGAUUCUCCCGCCGGCAGCAGCUCGACCGGGCGUGCGGCCAAGGCUGGUGCCUCGAGCAGCCAGGCCUCACAUGCCGGCGGCGAUUGUUACGACGGCACGGGAAGCUGUAAUGGGGAGCGUCGUGAUAAUGGUAAUCACGUGAUUACCGAUUGUACCCUUCCAAUCACAAUCACAAGCAAUAUGUUUGUCCCGGCUGGCUGCCCAAGUUUACCUUUGCCCCUGCUGUUCUUCUUCCUGUUAUUUGUUUCUCCCAUCGGAGCCACCCCACUAUUCCGGACCGCAUUUCGAUCUGUUUGGGUCCGCGACGAUCUACGGAUAAGAAACAGGCUGCGAUUCUUAUGA